Monosiga brevicollis MX1 is the source of this 11298-nucleotide messenger RNA. RefSeq lists its product as uncharacterized. Gene Ontology annotation, molecular function: dynein light intermediate chain binding; ATP hydrolysis activity; ATP binding. Gene Ontology annotation, biological process: microtubule-based movement. The record is from RefSeq and is a predicted model, not a curated record. NCBI's taxonomy places the organism in Eukaryota, Choanoflagellata, Craspedida, Salpingoecidae. The coding region runs from base 1 to 11298 and encodes 3765 amino acids. Gene Ontology annotation, cellular component: dynein complex. The transcript is spliced from 3 exons.
AUGAUUGCUUGCCGACAACUUUCGGGCCGCGUCGCCGAUGCCAUUGCCACCUGCGAAAAACUCCUGCAGGACCUGGAUGCGAGCCAGCCCCUGCUGAGCGAAGCUGCCGAGUUGCUGCGAGAGAUGCGUGACUUUGAGAAGGAGCAGUUUGACGACUGGACCCAAGACGUGCAAGAUGACCUUGCCAACGAGGAUAUCAUGCUGGAGACGACAGGCCGACUCAUGCACUUUGAUCACGGUGACGGCCAGCUCAAAGUCCACUACAGUGACCGCCUGCUCAACCUUAUUCGAGAGGUGCGCCAGCUGACGGCACUCGGCUUUGUGCCUCCUAAAGACGUGGUCCAAGCAGCCAACACCGCCCAGAAGUAUUAUCGCCAAGCCGUGAUUCUCAAACAGGUGGCCCACUUCUACAACACCAUCGACAGCCAGAUCUUAGAGCCACAGUAUUUGCUUCUGGAAGGUCAUGCCCGUGCUCUCGAAGCCAUUGUGAAGCGCCCGCUGAAGGACGGUGACAAUGUACAGUGGAGCGACACAGCUGCCUUGGACAAGUUUAUCGGCCAGGUGCAGACCGCUGCAGAGAAUCUCACCCGUGAGAACCGCCACUUACGGCGAGCGCAUCAAAACUUUACCGACAUCGUGCUCCGCCUCUUCAACACUGAUCUUCUCCGACAACAAGCCACCUGGAAGAAAGCGCUUGAAGACAUGCGCCACGAAUGUGUGGCGCUUCAAUCGCGCGGCUAUAGCAAGGAGGCCAUGUUGCCCUGGCAGCAGCACUGGGACUAUCAGCUCUACAAAGCACUUGAGUUUCAGUACCAUCUUGGCUUGGAAAAGCUUCACGAGAAUCUGCCGGAGAUUGAGAUUGACCUCGUCCUCAAGCAGCACCAACUGCAGUUUCGGCCUCCACUGGAAGAAGUCAAGGCCAAGUACUACCGAGAGCUGAAGCGUUUCGUUGCAAUUCCCGAAAAGUUUGGCGGCCUGGCCGACCCCAAACUCUUCCGGGCCAUCCUGCAGCGUGCUUCGGGGGCUUUUGCUUCAGUUUAUCGCAAAGCAGAACACCUGUUUCUCAAGCUGACCAAAGCUUCAGCGCCUUUCAAGGAGUGGGUUGCUCUGGCCAGCGUGGACGUCGAGGCUCUAGCUGCAGACCAUCUGACCGAGCCAGCCGACUGGGAGUACAACUUCCGCAUGCUCAAGGCCAAGGGACGCGAAGCGGAGAAACUGCCCAACGCUGUCAAAGUGGAUUGCAUGAAUGUCUCCACGACGCCUGUCAAGGCGGCCAUCGACGACAUCAUGCAACGCAUGUUCGAUGCCCUCGUCAACUCGCUGCGGCGCGCCGUUACCAAGCAUGUGGCGGACAUUGAUGACUUUGUGGAGAAGGGCAUGGAGGCGCUGAGUGCACGGCCACAAACCUUGGCUGAGAUCGGGGAAGUCAACGCGCAACAUGCGCAACUGUCCCGGGACAAGCCGGGCAUUCUACCGCUAUUUGCCAAGGCCGAGGCCAAGAACAAGCUGCUGCGCAGCGUCAUUGGCUCGGACGUUGACCUACAAGCCGUACAGCAACGAUGGGACAAGUUUGACCUCAUGCUUGAGUCACACGCCAUGAUGAUCAAAGAGCAGGUCGAAACCAUGCGCACAGGUGUUGAACAGCGAGCAGCUGCUUUUACCCAAACGGCUGAAAAGUUUGCUUCACGCUGGGAGGCCCUCCGCCCACGCGAAACGGAAUUGGGGAGUCGCGAAGCAGCUCUCGCGGCCAUUGCCAAUCUCAAGGAGCGGCGCAAAGAGUUGGAUGAGCUUUUGGCUCAGUGGACGACUGUGCGGGAAGAGUGUGACCACUUUCAGGUGCCCUUAACGGCCGCGCCAGUGGUUGAAGCCGUCCAGGAGAGCAUUGCUGGCAUGGAAGCCACGUGGACCGUCUUUGAAGAAUUUGUGGGGGGCUUGGAAAACUUUUCGAGUGAGGACUGGGUGUCGAUUCGCAGUAAGACGCACCUCUUUGCCGAUUAUCUGGAUGGAUGGGUCGCCCGCCUCAAGGAUAUGCCUCAAAAUACCGUCAGCUUGCGCGUGCGCUCUGACGUCGAUCACUACCAACAAGCCCUGCCGCUGCUGCGUUAUGUGCGCGGUGACAGCUAUUCGGCCGAGCACUGGGUGGAGCUUUUCCAACUCAUCGGCCUGCCUGCUAGCACCAGCAUCGACGAACUUAAGUUUGGUGCGCUUUUGCAGGUUGCAGAAACCAUUGCCAAGAAUGAGGCAGCCAUCAAGCAUCUGCAUUCCCGCGCCCAGGGCGAGAUUACAAUUCGCGAGGCUCUGCACGAGAUUGAUCUCUGGGGUGCAGCCUGCACCUUCGAGUUGACCGAGUACACGGACUGCUCGCGAAAUCAGGUCCCGCUGGUGCGCGAUUGGAAGGAUCUUCUCAGCAAGCUUGGUGACAAUCAGACGCUGCUAACAAGCCUGAAGGAUUCACCUUUUUUUCCUCCCUUUGCGGACCGAGCACAGCUCUGGGAAAGCAAACUAGCAGAGCUGUCCCAAGUCUUGGACCUGCUCAAAGAUAUCCAGCGGCGCUGGGUCUAUCUGGAGCCCAUCUUUGGUCGUGGUGCCUUGCCCAAGGAACAGGCCCGCUUCAAAGCAGUCGACAGUGACUUUCGCAGCAUUACCGCGGGCAUUGCGCGCGAUCCGCGCGUGACCCAGCUGGCAGGCCGCGGUGGCUUUGUCAGCAAGCUCGAAGGCAUGCUGGAUCAGCUCGUGCGCUGUCAGAAAUCGCUCAACGCCUUUCUCGAGGAGAAGCGCACAAUCUUCCCGCGGUUCUAUUUCAUUGGCGACGACGAUUUGCUGGAGAUUCUGGGCCAGGCGACUACACCUGCAGUCAUUCAGAGCCAUUUGAAAAAGCUCUUCGCCGGUAUUCAUCGCGUCGGGUUUGAUGCAAACCAGCAGUCCAUUUUGGACAUGCGCAGCCAAGACGGGGAGCGCGUUGAAUUGCGCACCAAGGUGACGAUCACACACAACGUUGAGGAGUGGUUGGUGCAGCUGGCCGAUGCCAUGAAGGAAGCACUUGUCGACCUUCUGAGUAACGCUGUGCGGGAUGGGACCAACCGAGAGCCGACCGCUUAUCCAUCGCAAGUCCUCUGCGUGGCUGAGCAGAUUGACUUUACGGCCCAGGUUGAAGCUGCUCUGGUCGGGGGUGCUGCUGUCAGCCCGGCCCUGAGCAAGGUGCGCGAGAGCUUGGCCACAAAUCUUGCCGCUCUGACAAGCAGUGCCAUAGAGGGCAAUGAUGCUGAUGCCAACGUUCUACGACUCAAACUCAAGGCCUUGGUUCUUGACGUUAUUCACAUGAUCGAGGUGGUUGAUUUGUUGCUUGAGAACCAGGUGACUGAUGCACGAGACUGGUAUUGGCAGAAGCAAUUACGCUACGUGCUGACGCCGCAGAAGACGGCUGCCAUCCUCAUGUGCGACGCAGAGUUUGACUACACAUACGAAUACCAGGGCAACGCUCCCAAACUGGUGCACACACCACUUACGGACAAAUGCUACCUGACUCUGACCCAAGGCAUGCACAUGGGUUUUGGAGGCAACCCGUACGGCCCUGCCGGCACGGGUAAGACUGAGUCCGUCAAAGCCCUGGGCAAUGCCAUGGGCCGGCAGGUCCUCGUGUUCAACUGCGACGAAGGCAUUGAUGUGAAGAGCAUGGGCCGCAUCUUCAUCGGCCUCGUCAAGUGCGGUGCAUGGGGCUGCUUUGACGAAUUCAACCGCCUUGAGGAAGCCGUUUUGUCCGCAGUGUCCACGCAAAUUCAGGUAAUUCAAGCGGCCAUCAAGGCACGCCAGGCCGAAGCUGAUCUUCUCGGCCGUCGGGUUGACAUUAACCCCAAUUCGGGAAUUUUCAUCACCCUGAAUCCCGCCGGCAAGGGCUAUGGUGGUCGCCAGAAGCUGCCCGACAACCUCAAGCAGCUCUUCCGGCCCGUCGCCAUGUCCAAGCCAGACCUCGAGUUGAUUGCUGAAGUGAUUCUCUUUUCUGAGGGCUAUCGGCAAGCAAAGACGCUUGGGCCGAAGUUGGUGAGCCUCUAUGCCAUGGCACGUGAGCUGCUGACCCCACAGCAGCACUAUGACUGGGGCCUGCGCGCCCUCAAGACCAUCCUGCGGGCAGGUGGCACGCUGCUGCAACAGCGCCGCGAAUCCGGUGAGGAGAUCACCAGUGAGCUUGAAGCUCAGCUGCUCGUGCAAGCGUGCCGCGUGAACACGCUCAGCAAGCUGAGCUUUGCCGAUGCCCGGCGUUUCGACUCAUUGAUUUCCGACAUCUUCACUGGCGUUGAAGCGCCUGCGAUCGAGUACCCGGCACUUCUCGAUGCCAUCCGAGAGGCGUAUGCUGAACGCCACCUCGUUUACAUGCCAACACAGGUUCAAAAAAUGCUCGAGUUGUACGAGCAGCUACGUCAGCGUAUGGGUGUUGUCAUCGUGGGUCCUGCUGGCUCCGGCAAGAGUGUAGUUUGGAACGUUUUGCGCAGCGCCCUGGCGCGCGUGCAACCACACGCCGUCAAGUCGUACGUUGUCAACCCCAAGGCCAUGCCUCGCCAGCAAUUACUUGGACGAAUUGACGUAGACACGCGCGAGUGGUUCGACGGUGUCCUGACCGCGGCCUCGCGCCAAGUGGUUCGUGAGUCCCUCGAUCGUCACUCGUGGAUCGUAUGCGAUGGUGACAUUGACCCCGAGUGGAUUGAGUCACUCAACUCGGUGCUGGAUGACAAUCGCCUCCUGACCAUGCCAUCGGGUGAGCGCAUUCAGUUUGGGCCCAACGUCAACUUUUUGUUCGAGACGCACGACCUUGCGGCGGCGUCGCCAGCCACUGUCAGUCGCAUGGGCAUGAUUUUCCUGUCCGAGGAGGACACAGAUCUGCCGGCGCUGGUCGAGGCUUGGGUAGGCCAGAACAUUGUGGAGGAGCAUCGAACUCAGCUUUUGGACUGGAUCGCAGACUCGCUCUACCAAGCCAUGGAUUGGAUUGAGCAGCGCCGUAGCCACCUCGUGGUGGAACAGAGCAAGGUGGGCCUAGCGCUCAAUGCCCUGCGCCAGCUCAUCAGCGUCGACAGCAAACCGGCCUUUGCCUGUGCUCUUGUGCGCGGCAUUGGCGGGCCUUUGGACCCCACCCUUCGUGCUGAAUUGGCACGCAGCAUCUUUGGCUGGCUCGGUGUGCCCGGUGACUUGAAUCGUCCCCUUGACAACGCCGUGACUCAAGAUGGCCAGCUUUACCUGUACACGUCCGAGAUGACUCUGGACUUGGAGGUCGCAGACGUACUGGAUAAUGCGUUGGUUGCCACCGUGGACGUGCAGCGAUCUAUGGACACCAUUCACCCCUGGAUUGAGGGACGUGACCACUUUUUGAUCGUUGGCCCCGAAGGCUGCGGCAAGAGCAACAUGUUGGCACAACACCUGCGCUCGCUCCGCUCCACGGCGGUUGCAACACUGCAUUGCAAUGCGCAAACGAGUGAGGAAGACGUAAUUCAGAAACUGCAGCAGGCGUGCGUCACCGUUAGCUCAGGAUCAGGCCGCGUGCUUCGCCCGCGCGAUGCUGAGCGUCUCGUCUUACUCAUCAAGGACCUCAACUUGCCCAAACCAGACAAGUGGGGAACCUCGACCAUUGUGGCCUUUCUGCAACAAAUGAUCGCGCAUCAGGGUUUCUAUGACAAGGCUCUCGAUUGGAUCGCUCUGGAGGGUGUGCAAAUCGUCGUGACCAUGAAUCCAAGCUCCACGAUGGGGCGCCAUGCGCUCACGCCGCGCUUCACGAGCUCGGUUCGUGUUCUAGCACUCCAAUACCCAGAACGCGCUCACAUGCAAAACAUCUAUGCGUCCAUGCUGUUACCAAUUCUUCGCGCCAAAACGGACCCCACCAGAGGUAAAUGGGCGUCCCCACAGCAUGCCACGCGCUUAGCCAGCUCAAUGGUGAGCUUGUACGAGCAAGUACAAGCCAAGUACACGCGUGAUACCUAUCGUCAUUACCUGUUCUCUCCCGUGUACCUCACUCGGUGGUGUCGCGAGCUUCUGCGCUACAACCUCCAAGAGUGCGAGGUGUUGGAUGCAUGGGGCGAUGCUGGCCGUAAGCUCUUUCGAGACACGCUCGUGGGCACGCACACCGAAGAGUUUGAUGCGCUGCUGGUCAACGUGUUGCGCACCGACUGGUCCUACACUCUAGUCUUGGAGGAGCUGCUUUUCUCCGCGCUCAUGCCCCUGAGCUCUGGCCCAGGCAGUGACACCUUUGGUUGUGGCAAACCUUUGGUGCGCGUAUCCCGAGAGGACUACGCGGAGCUUUUGAGUCACACAAAGAAGAAAUACUCGCGUGAAUUUCACGACGUUUCCCUAUUUCUCUUUGACGAGAUGUUGGACCGUGUUGCCUCCAUGGAUGCUGUUCUGGCCCAGCCCCGCGGUUCCCUACUACUGGCCGGUCGUAGCGGCAGCGGUCGCACCGAGGCCUUGUCUUUGAUUGCGUAUGCCCUUGGUACAGAGGUAUUUACACCAAGAAUUGGCCGCUUGUACGAUGUCAAGGCCUUCCGCAACGAUCUCAAGCUCGUUGUGCAGCGUGCGGGCGUUCAAGGCGAGCCAUUCGUGCUCCUACUGGAGGACCAUCAGCUUUUGGAGACAGCUUUUACGGAGCUCCUCAACUCGUUGCUCAGCACGGGAGAUGUCCCUGGUCUUUUCGAACCUGCCGAACUUGAGCCGCUCAUGGCAUCAGUCAAGGAUGCCGCCGCUGAUUCUGGCUGGCGUGGAUCCCCGUAUGGCUUUGUGUGCCAUCGCGUUUUGCAGAAUCUGCACGUUGUUCUCAGCCUGGAUUGCUCUCGUGAUUCCUUCAAUGUUGUGUGCGAAAGUAACCCGGCCUUUUUCAAGGAAUGCCGCGUCAAGUGGACGGAUCGCUGGAGUGCGCGCAGCAUGCUGACAUUGCCUGCGUUACUGCUCGAAGAUGUUGUACCAGAUCUGGUCAGCCAUCCUGACACCCUGAAAAGCCUGGCCUCUCUGCAUGAGGUGGCCAUCACUCAGCUCCGUGCCUCUCCGCGCCACUACACGCGCUUCCUGUCCAAGUUUGCUGACCUAUUCCGUUCAAAACGGGACGCUAAGCAAGCUGAAGCCGCACGCUUUACGGCCGGUCUGACCAAACUUGACGAGGCUGCCGCACUCGUGGACGAGCUGAAACAAAAUGCCUCCUCGCAGAAAGUGCGCCUUGCGGAGAAGCAGCAGCAGGCUGACCAGGCCCUGCAUGAUAUUACCACGGCCAUGGCCAAUGCUUCCAAUCAGAAAACCGAGGCGGAACAGCUCAAAGUCACCGUGGCUCAAGAGGAGACUAAAUUGUCGGAGCGCAAACGAGCCAUUGAUCUUGAGUUGAGCGGUAUCGAGCCAGUCUUGGAGGCCGCCAAAAAGGCCGUUGGGGCUAUCACUACGGCCACGCUCACCGAGAUUCGCAACUUGCGGGCGCCACCAGAGGUCAUUCGCGACAUCUUGGAGGGCGUCCUCUUGCUGAUGGGCAUUGAGGAUACGACCUGGAGCAGCAUGCGCUCCUUUUUGGGCAAGCGUGGCGUGACAAGCGACAUCAUCAACUUUGACCAGCGCAGCAUCACACCCGCCAUUCGCGAGAAGGUGGAGGCCCUCAUGACGCGCAAACCCUCUUCCUUUGAGCUGAGCGCGGCCAAGCGUGCUUCAAAAGCGGCAGCGCCGCUCGUCAAGUGGAUGACUGCCAACCUGCAGUAUGCAUCUGUGUUGGAAAAGGUGGCUCCCCUGGAAAGCGAAAACGCGGCUCUUCAAGCAGGACUCGCCGAUGCCCAAAACAAGCUGCACCACCUUGAACAGGAGCUGCGCGUCAUCGACGACAAGGUCGCAGGUCUACGUCAAAACUUUGAGCGUAACACCACCGAGGGCGCCAAGUUGAAGCUAGAGCUAGAGAAGGCGGAAAGCGUAAUUCAGCAGGCCGAGUCACUCAUUGGAAAGCUGGCCGGGGAGCGCGAGCGCUGGGGCGAUCAAGUUGCCACGCUGAACGCCGACGUGGACCGCCUUCCACUACAGGCUCUUUUGGUUGCUGCGUUUUGCGUCUACUUGCCACAGGCUCAGGAGGAGACGCGCCAAGCUGUGAUGCACGAAUGGACUCGUUUGUUCAAUGUGGAGCUGCUCGAUGUUUUGACAUUUCUUAGCACCGAAAGCGAGCAGCUGCGCUGGAAAGCCCAGGGCCUGGCCUCGGAUCGACUUUCCCUCGAAAACGCGGCAGUUUUGACCCGCUCGCGACUUCCCGUGUUUGCCAUCGACCCAUCGCAAAACGCAACACGUUGGCUGGCCGAGGCCAUGCGAGAGCAUCGAUUUGAAUCGGUGAGCCAGCAGGAUGCUAAUUUUACAACGGCUCUGGAGCUAGCUGUGCGCUUUGGCAAAACGCUUCUUGUGCGCGACGUGCGCGACCUUGAGCCCAUCCUUUAUCCGGUGAUGCGCCGCGAGCUUGUGGUCCAGCUGGUCGACUACAACGAAGACUUCCGUCUCUUCCUCGUCACAGCCGACUCGCGCUGCCAGCUCCCUCCAGAUGCACGAGCCAGCUUGUGUGAAGUCAAUUUCACAGUCACACGAGAGGGCCUGGCCGGUCAACUCUUAGCCGCAACGCUUCAGCAGGAGAAGCCACAACUAGAAGAACGCAAGACAGAAUUGCUGCACCAGGAGGAACGCCUCAAGCUGUCCCUCAACGAACUUGAAGACUCGCUGCUGCAGGAGCUGGCUUCGGCGCAGGGCAAUAUUUUGGAGAACGAGGCUUUGCUCGCCUCUUUGAACGAGACCAAGGCUCAAGCGCUCCAUAUCGGCACUUCCCUGGAAGAAUCACAAGCCCUGCAGGUAGCCCUCAACCAGGAGCGCGACGUAUAUCAGCCGCUUGGGCAAUUUGCCUCUCGCCUCUACUUUUUGAUGCAAGACCUGAGCAAGCUGAGCCCGAUGUAUUACUUCAGCCUGCCCACCUUUCUGGCCCUCUUUCGCCGUGCCUUGCAAACAAAAUCGCCAAACAGCGACGGUGCAGAACUGCGGGUCAAGCACUUGUCAGCCCAGCUCCUGCGUAUCGUCUACGAGUAUGUGGCCCGUUCACUCUUCAAGGACGACCGCGGCUUGUUUGCUCUCCAUUUGGCGCGAGGUGUCCGUCCGGACCUGAUCCAGGCUCAAGAAUGGACUGCAUUUGUGGAAGGUGGAGGAGGCGCCACCGUGCGGACGCGCGAAUCCCAAGAAAAGCUGCGCUCCCGCGUGCCCUCUUGGGUUCCAAGUGAGGUCGCGCCCCGCUACGCUGCGCUCUUGACCAACUUGCCAGAGCUGUCCCAAGCCUUGACGGGUGUGCAGGAAGAUGUUUGGCGCGGCUGGGUGCGCCUGCCAGCCUGCGAAGCCGAAGUUCCACCGGCUGCCUCACAACGACUCUCGCAAUUUCAAAUGGUUCUGCUCAUUCAAGCCGUGCGUCCCGAUCGCAUUCCUGCUGCGGUCUCGCACUUUUGUGCCCGAGCCUUGGAUAUGCGCUCCCUGGCUUCGAAGCCUGUCAGUUUGAAGCGUGUUUACCAGGAAGAGAGCAGUUCUACGGAACCCAUCUUGCUUCUCGUAUCGACGGGCGCUGACCCUUCUCAGGAGCUUGAGGACGUGGCCAAUCAAGUGGUCGGUGCCAAUCGCUUCCGCCAGGUAGCCAUGGGCCAAGGCCAGUCCGAUGAAGCUCUGCGCCUGCUACGAGAAAGCGCACAGCAGGGUGAUUGGCUUCUGCUGAAGAACCUGCACCUUGUCGUCUCCUGGCUGCCCGUGCUGGAAGCUGAGCUCAGCGGACUCUCGCCUCACGAGGACUUUCGCCUUUGGGCCACUACAGAAGAGCAUCCGCGCUUUAGUCGGACGUUAUUGCAGCGCUCGCUCAAGCUCACUUUUGAAGCUCCACCAGGCAUCAAGCGCAACAUGGAGCGUACCUAUGAAGCCUGGACCCCAGAGAUGGUGGGGGAGCAAGGGUCCCUGCACGCCCAAUGUCUCUUUGUGCUGGCGUGGAUGCAUGCCGUCUUGCAAGAGCGACGCACGUACAUCCCUCAAGGUUGGACCAAGUUUUACGAAUUUUCAGCUUCAGAUUUGCGAGCAGCCAGUGAUGUUCUGGGCCGAUGGGCGCGCGAGGCUACCGCCACGGGAGUUCCGGACUGGACGCGCAUGCAUGGCCUGUUGAUCAAUGCCCUGCACGGUGGGCGAAUCGACAAUGCCUUUGACAUGAAGGUGUUGCAGGCCUAUCUGCAGGCCUUUUUUGGUGAGACCACCAUUGCGGUCGGUCAGGGACAUCGUGGGGCUGGCCGGCUAGCACCGGGAGUUACGAUUCCCACGAGCGUACGCCAUGCCGAUUACACAGCAGCCAUCGAAGCUUUGGCCGACACGGAUCGACCCGAGCUCUUUGGCCUCCCGGCAAAUGUAGAGAAGGCAGUCCAGGAGCAACGAGCCCUCGACUUGAUUCAGAAGGUCCAUGUCUUGCAGCGGGAAGACGAUCUUGAGAGUCAGUUUGAUCGUCAACGCUGGGCAGCGACGCUUGAGCCAUUCAUUGCCGCCUGGCAGAAACUGGUGCAACAGUCGACGGAACUCAAGGAAGGCGGGAGCAAGCAACGACCCUCCGACGACCCCGUCACCAACUUUGUUGUCCUCGAACGCUCGCACGGGUUGUCACUGGUGCAGCUCGUGAACGGUGAUAUCCAACAGCUCCAGGCAGUCUUGCGUGGCACGGCGCUCUUGACACCGCGUAUUGAUGCCUUGGCGCGAGCCCUGCUCCGCCGCGAGACGCCGCUGGCGUGGUUCAAGCGCUGGGAGGGCCCCGAAGACGCCACGCAAUGGUGCCGCAAAAUUGUUGCCAACACCAUGGCGCUCAAGGCAUACGUCGACGCCGCUGUGGCUGGUAACCUGCUGCGAUCGCCAGUGAGCCUCAGCAACUUUUUCCGACCUGACACCUUUUUCAACGCUCUCCGCCAAAAAACAGCACAAGCAACGGGUGUGGCCAUGGACAGCCUCGUGUUCAAAAGUGCGUGGGGGGAGGCCGGUGUGGCCGGCGCCACACUCUCUGUUCAGCUUACUGGCCUACAAAUACAAGGCUGCGUGUUCGAUGGUCAGCGUCUGAGUGAGGCUGAUCGGGAAACCCCCACCUUAGUCAAGGUGCCCACCCUUUCGGUGGCAUAUGUGCAGGAAGUCGUCAACCAUGAGAAUGAUCUAGAGGUGCCGCUGUACGCAGCAACAGAUCGCUCGAAGCUGUUGGCACGUCUCUACGUGCCCUGUGCCUCCAAUGCCAAUAAAUGGAUCCUGGCUGGUGUGGCAAUGUUCUUAGCAUGA